GGGAGUUGUAGUUGCGGCCUGAGGGGGCAGAGGCCGCCAUGGCCCCGGAGGACGCGCGGGCCCCCCAAACCUCCCCCUCCCCCAGCCCGGAUUUGGGGGGGGUCCCGGGGGAGGUGCCGGAUUUGGGUGGGGGUCUUCCCGAAUUUGGGUCGGGGGUCUCGGGGGGGCUUUACCACGAGCGGCAGCGCCUGGAGCUGUGUGCCCUGCACGCCCUCAACAACCUCCUGCAGCGGCCCUGGCUCAGCAAGGCCGCGGCCGACAGCAUCUGCCAGCGACCCCCCAGGCUGUCCCCAAAUUCCCGUCCCAACCCCCACCGGAGCCCCCUGGGCACUGGGAACUACGACAUCAACGUGGUGAUGGCGGCGCUGGGAACGCUGGGGCUGGCGGCCAUCUGGUGGGACAAGCGGCGCCCCCUGGAGCACCUGGCCCUGCCGCGGGUCCUGGGACUGCUGCUCAAUGUCCCCUCGAGGGUGACACUGGGGACGCUGUCCCUGCCCCUGUGCCGCCCACACUGGCUCGGGGUGCGGCAGAUACGGGACGUCUUCUACAACCUGGACUCCAAACUGCGCUCACCUGAGGUCAUCGGGGACGAGACCCAGCUCAGGCAGUUCCUGAGGGAGGUUCUGGCCAAGGAAGGCUCGGAGCUGUUCCUGGUGGUGCCGCGGGAUGUGGAGGAAGGAGGCACCUGGAGAGACCCCAAAAUCCAUCCAUAAAUGAACACUGCACCCCAAAAUAAAGAACUUUUGCACCCCAAAAUAAAUCUCCAAAUUCCUCC
Molecule: messenger RNA, 775 nt
Organism: Cinclus cinclus
Lineage: Eukaryota; Metazoa; Chordata; Aves; Passeriformes; Cinclidae
Gene: JOSD2
Product: Josephin domain containing 2
Exons: 5
Coding region: 39-713 (224 amino acids)
Biological process (GO): protein deubiquitination
Molecular function (GO): cysteine-type deubiquitinase activity
Source: RefSeq, a predicted model, not a curated record